Molecule: messenger RNA, 2722 nt
Organism: Drosophila sulfurigaster albostrigata
Lineage: Eukaryota; Metazoa; Arthropoda; Insecta; Diptera; Drosophilidae
Product: elongation of very long chain fatty acids protein 7
Exons: 8
Coding region: 235-1326 (363 amino acids)
Biological process (GO): fatty acid elongation, saturated fatty acid; very long-chain fatty acid biosynthetic process; fatty acid elongation, polyunsaturated fatty acid
Cellular component (GO): endoplasmic reticulum membrane
Molecular function (GO): fatty acid elongase activity
Source: RefSeq, a predicted model, not a curated record
GUAGUCGCUGCUGCCUGAUAAGGUUCACAGGCGCAUCCAUUGAGUCGUCAGUUGGCUGAAAAGCGCGCAAGGCGAAGCAUCGCGCCGUAAACGAGAAGCGGAAAACGGAAAACGUUAACAACACAAAUUCGUCAACCGUCUUUGUCUAUAUCUAUACUCGAAAACAAGAAAACACACAACUACACCAAAAAUAAGAACUAAACAAGGAAGGAGAACCAACAAGACCUCUGCAACAUGGAUGUUCUAAUGCACGAUGCGAUACAUUGGUAUCGAGACCUCAUGGACAACAAAAGCGAUCCGCGUGUCAAAGACAUGUUUCUGGCCUCGUCGCCGCUGCCCACACUUGGAAUGUGCCUCUUCUAUGCGUACUUCAGCAAAUCCCUCGGCCCCCGACUGAUGGCCAAUCGCAAGGCGAUGGAUCUGCGCAAGGUGCUAGUCUACUACAACGCCAUACAGACCAUAUUCAGUGCGUGGAUUUUCUAUGAGUACUUAAUGAGCGGCUGGUGGGGCAACUAUAGCUUCGCUUGCCAACCCGUCGACUAUAGCAACAGUCCAAUGGCAAUGCGCAUGGUGAACAUUUGCUGGUGGUACUACAUAUCCAAAUUCACAGAGUUCUUUGACACGCUCUUCUUCAUUCUGCGCAAGAAGAAUGAGCACGUAUCGACGCUGCACGUCAUUCAUCACGGUUGCAUGCCCUUCUCGGUUUGGAUGGGUCUUAAGUUUGCACCAGGCGGCCACAGCACGUUCUUUGCCCUGCUCAACUCGUUCGUACAUAUUGUAAUGUACUUUUACUACAUGAUUGCUGCCAUGGGACCCAAGUAUCAGAAAUUCAUUUGGUGGAAGAAGUAUCUGACCACCUUCCAAAUGUUACAAUUCGUGGCCAUCUUCACGCAUCAGUUCCAGUUGCUGUUCCGCGAAUGCGAUUAUCCCAAGGGAUUCAUGGUGUGGAUUGGACUGCAUGGCGUGAUGUUCCUUUUCCUGUUCUCCGAUUUUUACAAAGCUAAAUACGUGAAUGCCCAGCGACGACGUCGCGAAGCGGUCAAGGCCAAUGGACAUGCCAAUGGCUCAGCUAUUCCAGCUGCCAAUGGCAAGGUCAACAACAAGCAUUUCGAUGGCGAUGGCGAUGCACAGACAGCCAAUGGCAACAGCAAUAAGGGAGCGUGCAUGCCCGUCUUGGAGGAUGAGUAUGCGGUGAAGAGCAAUGGGAACGGACAUGGGAAUGUCUAUGGGGAUGGCUACUUCAAGGAGGGCGUUCUGUCCAGCAACGAUGCCAUCUUGAACCCGGACAGCAGUAGCUCUAGUCUGCAUCAGCGCAAAGUCAAAUAACUACUACUAAGGACAACUACGAUGAUAUUCAUUAUGUUAACUUUAAGUGUUUAGCAUGUAACCCGCGUAUGAACCAGAAGAUCAGAACAGAAAACGAAAAGAGAACAGAACCGAACCGAAGCAGAAGCAGAAACAGAAGAGCAGAGAAGGCAGCACAAUAAUUAUUAAUAUAAUUUAUAAUAGAAUGAUAUAUAUAUAUCGUUAUAUAUAUAUGUGGACAUGGCAUGCCGAAUUGUUAGUGGAACUAUUUAGAGCAAGAAAGCAGAACAGAACCAGGGGAACCUCAAGUCCCUCUCCUCCACCACCAUCAACAACAACAACAUCACCACAGCACAACAGCAGCCGUCGAGUUUAGAGUUAAGAACAGAACCAGAACCAUAGCAACACAAGUGCUGCAUAUAAAUUUUUUAUAUAUAUAUAUUCUCUAUUAUAUUAUCUCUAUCUCGAUCCCUUGAUCCCCCCGAAGAACAACCUCAAGAAACCUCCAAAAUCACAAGCAUAUUUUUUGUAAUCGUAUUUUGUAGGCUCAAAAUAAGUAUUUCUCAACUUUUUGAUUCACACACACGCCUGUAUACACACCCACACACACACACUUACACAUUAACUAGGUGUAAUCUUUUAUAUGGCAAUUUUUGGAUAACUAACGGAGACGUGUCAACCUAACGAUAAAGAUAAAUGAUAACAUAAACAAACACAAAAACAAAAUGGAAAACAAAAACAAACAUGCUCUUAAGCCUGCUUUAAACUUAAAACGUUAAACUAUUUGUAGCUUGUUUUUGUAUAUUUGAGAAAGAGAGAGAACUAGGAAAGAAAGUGAAGAAGUGAGAAGUGAUGAAGAUUUGGAGAUCGCAGAUCGGAGUUGAAAUACUUGUAUGUUUGUUGCAAUAUUUUGUAAAAGUCUAAUAGUUAAAAACCUAUAUGUAAAUGUCUAGUGCGAUGUUGUAGUUAGCUAGCCAAUCAAACAAAAACAAACAAAAACAAUACUAAGCAACAAAACAUUAGACUUGUAAGUGCAACCAACCAGCUGAAGGAGCAGACAAUCAAUCAGUUCGAGGAGGAGCAACACACAAAAAAAAAAAAAACAAUAACAAAUUUAUCGAAAUUUCGUUCACACGGUGUGGCUUUUGUGCGUAGUUUUCUUUUUUUAUUUGUUAUCUACUUAUCUAUCUAUCGUAUGUAUGUAUUUUUUUUUUAAUAAUGUAUUUUGGGUUCGUAAAUGUUGAAUAAUUUUUAUGUGAAAUGAGAAAAAGGAUUUAAGAGUUAAUUGUACUACUGUCUGUUAAUCUGUGCAUUGGUUUCUUUGUUAAGUUGUGGUUUAAGCUGACAAGUUCAAAACAAACAUGAGUAAGAAAAAGCUUAUUAAUUUAUAUUAAAGAAAUAUUAUGAAAACAACAAA